AGAAAUGAUGAGACUUUAAACGUCAACAAAACAAAAUAGAUAAGAAUAAAAAUUGAAAUAAUUGUAAAUAUUAGAAGAUAUGUCAUCAUGUGGAUAUUUAAGAAUUGAAGAGCUUUAAAUGACUAUCAUGCUGUACGUGAAAAACUAUCAGCCUUUAAUAUUGUGAACACAACAAUGAGUUGGUUCGAUGCAGCAGGUCUGGCUAACAUUGCAAAAUCAGCUCUUAAAGAAGCACAACGCACAAUCGAUAAAGCGUUAGAUAUUAAGGACGAAGCUGUGAACGAAAAUAAUUUACCAGUCGAUAUCAAUAAUGAUGAUAUCUUUGGAACGUGGGUAGUGUCACAACCGAGUAAAAAUGAAAUUAAGGACAAAGAAAAUAACACACAAAAUAGCGUAUGGGGCUCAUUCACUGGAUCAUUCUUCGACCAUUCCAAAGAAUAUAAGAAGAGUGUUUCACUGGAAGGUUUGGAUGACUCUGCCGAUAUAAAUUCGCAGCAUUUCAGUCAAAGCAAACUCGUGGUGGAUAGUAUUGGUGAAUUUGACCAUAAUGCAGUAUCGAAACAAGUGAUACAGGAAGAAAGCAAUCAAAAUGAGAAGCUAGUUGAUGUUGAGAAAAAUGGGAACAUAAUUGCUACCAAUUCUACCGGGAAAUCAUCAGAUGGAGUUCUAGAAGUCAAAGAAUCAUCAGGUAAUGAACAGAAACUUUAUAUGGAAGAUUCUUGUCAAAAGAUUGAGGGAGCAAGUAAUAAUGAAAGUUGUACUAGUACAGGUGACAAAUCACGGUCCCACCUGAAUAACGAAAAUCAGGAAGUUGUUACAGAAACCGAAAUAACAAAUAACAAAACCGAAAACGAAGUCAACCUUAUUCCCAAUGUCAUUGAGAAAGCUCCCUUACCUGACGCUAUAACAGUUCCUCCAAGUAGAAAAAACACGCAGCUUAUGCCGAUCAACGUUAUUGAACCAACACUAGUCAGCACCCAGCCUCAAAUAUCUCAGCAAGAGCUUCCCGAACUUCUGAGAAAUACAAAUAUAAUAGAUAUACCCGUGGAGGACGACUCUUUGAUGAGUUGUUCGGAGAGUACUUUAGAACUGUCUACUGAUGAGGGCUCGCAAUCUGACGUAACCAUCAAAGCUACCGAGAACAAUGAAGACUCUGGCAGUGAUAACGAAAAAAGCAUGUCUCUGAUCCAGUCGCAAAUUUCAGACACAACAUCUGAUAAAAACUCCUCGUCGGCAUGUGUGCAAAGCGACUCAAAUUCCGUCAUUUACGACGGUAUUUCUUCGGAAAACCUCUCCAUUAUUCACCUUGAAAUGCCCCCAAGAGAUUACUCGCCUCUUAGUUCUGAAAAAUCGGAUUUGGUCAAAAUAGGUUCAGAUCAUACGUCAGGUCACACCUCCGGAGAUGAAUUAGAAACAACAACGUCAUCAGAUAUCGAAAUAAUUUCCAGUCCAAAUGGCGACUCAAGUAGUACACAGAGUCAUCGAAGUCCCCUCAAUAACUUAACAGGGAAAGGCGCUUCCAAAGAAGAAACAUUACUGGGUGAAAAAACUACGAAGAAUACGAAAGUUCAUAAUAGAGAGCUAUCGGAAACUUCCAGCAUAAGCGACGAUUUACAUUCCCAAGACGUAGAGAAACUGUUGAAAAAAAUCGCGGAAAUAACGGAAAUUUUGGAGUCUAGAGAAUCGAAAAUCGUGGAGAUCAAUCGUAAGAACAUGGAAUUACAAGAGUUGAAUAUGGAAUUGAAAACCCAUCUGAAUUCCGCCUUAUCCAAACAAUCGGAGUCUCAAGAUUUGACGCAGGUAACUGAAGAAUACGCCCAGAGGAUGUCCGUGUUGGAAAAGAAGUUCCAACAGGCGAUACGAGAAAAGGAUACACUCAGAAAAGAGCUGGAACAGGCCAAACAAGAAUCGUCGAUGAGAUUAAGCAGAGGAGACUUAGAUACGAUAGUAAACGAAAAAGAUGAAAUGAUAAAACAACUAAGGGAGGAAGGAGAAAAAUUAUCCAAACAACAGUUACAACAUUCGAACAUCAUAAAAAAAUUGAGAGCGAAAGAAAAGGAAAACGAAACUGCAAUCAAACAACUUAAAGAGAGACUGGAAGAUUUAACAUCCGAAAACGACAGAUUGAAAAGAACAGUAAACGCAAAGGAAGAAGUUGAAAGAACACAAAUUGAAGCAGUUAAUAACUUAACGUCGAAGAAUAAGAAAUUGGAGAACGAUUUAGCGAAAGUGAAGAGCGAGUUGGAUGAUCAAGUUCAGAAAUAUGAAACAUUAAAAAAGUCUUUAGAGGCUGCUAGGAAGGAAUUGAACGAUAAAAAUAAAAUAACAAAUCAAUUAUCGGCCAAGGAACAAAUGCUGGAAGCUCUGGAAAACGAGAAAAAGGUGGCCGAAUCUCAGAGUCAAGAUAUUAUAAAUCAGUUACAGUAUUUGAGGAUGAAAUUGCACGAAUGCGAAUCCGAAUAUUUAGAAAAAGAGAAAAAAUUCAGAGCCGAAAAUAACGAAUUGUUAAAGAGACUCGAGAAUGCUGAAAGUAGAAACGAAGAGUUAUCUCAGUCGGUGUUAGAAGUGAGCAAGCCCUUAGUUAGACAGUUAGAGUCUUUACAAACGAGUCAUAACCUUAAAGUAUCGCAAUUUGAAAAAAUCGAAAUGGAAUUGACCUCGAAAAUCAAUGAACUUCAACUCCGUCUCACAUCAGCAUCCAACAACGAGAGAAAAUCUGAGGAGGAAUGCACCAAAUUGAGUUCCACGUUAUCCAACCUUAAAUUAGAAUUAAACAGUGUCAGACACGAGAAAGAACUGUUGGAAAUACAAUUAGACCAGGUGAAAACAGAGAAAAUGAUAUUAGAACAAGAAUUAAAGGGUAAGAUCGACCAUUUGCAGUCAAGUAUGAAAACCAAGAACGAGAAGAUAGAACAGUUGGACAAAGAGAUAAUAGUAUUGAAAAAUUCCUUUAAAAAAUCAGUCGAAGACGGAGAUCCCAAAGAUUCAUCCCAGUUGUUGAAUUCGAAGCAAGACAUAGAUUAUAAUAUGGACGACGCAAAUUCUAACCCUAGAAGUAAUUCGCCUACACUGAGCGUCGGGAAAGCUUCUGUGGCCGAGUCUAUGGUUAGUUCGGUAUGGUCACAGAUCGAAUCUUUCGACAUGGGGCACGUUCCGCGUUAUACCAACAUGUUGGAGAUCCAGAUGCUCCAAGGCAACCUCCAACAGAGGGAGGGGGAGUUGCAGCAGUUGCAGUGGGAGUUGAACAGGAGGGAGCAAGAGAGGAACUUGAUGAACGCCGAACUGACCACUUUGACAAGCAAGGUGGAAGAUUUAACUAAGGAAACGGAAGAAUACGAGGCGUUUAAACGUAAAUUCGAGGAACUUCAAGAGCAGUAUGAUCUGCUGUGUCAGAUGUACGGUGAAAAAGUAGACGAAGUUGAGGAAUUGAAGUUGGAUCUCUUGGAAGCUAAGGAAGCUUACAAGAGUCAACUGGAUGAGCUGCUUAAGAUGAAUAGUUCAUAGCUUUAAAAUUUUUCCCAUUGUGAUAGCUUGUUAGGAUAGUGGUUAUGUAUGAUAUGCAAGGUUUUAUAUUUGGACUGAUCGUGGUAUAUUUAUUGUAAGUAUUUAAUUAGAAGAUUUCAUAUAGUCAAUUAUUUUAUGUUCAUUUGGAGUCAUGUGAGGGAAAGCUCAUAAGAACUAAGACCUGAAUCAUUGACCGAUCUAUUGCGCAGAUGGCAAACACUGCCAAUGAUAUUGGUCCAUCUCUUAGGUCUUAGUAAAGUUGGAUGAACCUACCCUCAUGCACAAUUUAUAUUGAAAACUUAUGUAAUUGAUGGUCUUAAUUUUUAAAAAAUGAAGGAAACUUUCAAAAAGAUGGAAGCUUAAUUUCAGUUCUUUUUUGAGCAAUCCAAAUCGAAGAAUUGAGACCAUCAAAUAUUCAACUUGUCAGCAACCGGUUUAAGCAGUUAAAUAAACUCAGAUUCAUUUGUUCUUUUUGAAAAUUGUUAUUGGACAACUUCAUCAAGUAAUUUUUGAAAUACACACAUUCCCCAGUAAGAAAAGAGAA
Coccinella septempunctata (seven-spotted ladybird) is the source of this 4048-nucleotide messenger RNA. Its product is annotated as TATA element modulatory factor-like. Gene Ontology annotation, cellular component: endoplasmic reticulum; Golgi apparatus. The record is from RefSeq and is a predicted model, not a curated record. The coding region runs from base 175 to 3504 and encodes 1109 amino acids. The transcript is spliced from 2 exons. Lineage: Eukaryota; Metazoa; Arthropoda; Insecta; Coleoptera; Coccinellidae.